Rhinolophus ferrumequinum (greater horseshoe bat) is the source of this 733-nucleotide messenger RNA. It is a transcript of the gene GAL, whose product is annotated as galanin and GMAP prepropeptide. Bases 196 to 567 code for a protein of 123 amino acids. Gene Ontology annotation, molecular function: hormone activity. The transcript has 6 exons. Gene Ontology annotation, cellular component: extracellular region. The record is from RefSeq and is a predicted model, not a curated record. Lineage: Eukaryota; Metazoa; Chordata; Mammalia; Chiroptera; Rhinolophidae.
AGGCGCGGACACGUCGAGGGAUCCCGGUCGCUGUGCGCUUCCCGCCUCCUUGUCCCCGAGGCCGCGCCAUGCGGUGAGCUCUCCCGGCCCGACCCAACCCGACGCGACCCGACCGGACGCCCGGACCCUGCGACACCCCGGGAUCCGCCGACACCCCGCCGGGUCUCUGACGCCCCGGACCCACCGCCGCUCAAGAUGCCCAGAGGUGGCGCCCUCCUGCUCGCCUCCCUGCUCCUCGCCGGGACCCUUUCAGCCAUCCCGGGGCUCGGGUCACCGGUGAAGGAAAAGAGGGGCUGGACUCUGAACAGCGCUGGCUACCUUCUUGGUCCACAUGCCAUUGACAACCACAGGUCAUUCCAUGACAAGCAUGGCCUCGCUGGCAAGCGGGAGCUCCCACCUGAAGACGAAGGGAGGCCAGGAAGCUUCGACAGGCCACUGCCGGGGGACGAGAAGGAUGUUGAGCGCAUGAUAAUCGAGUUUCUGACUUUCUUGCAUCUCAGAGAGGCCGGGGCCCUGGAGCACGUGCUCCCCUCAGCCGUUUCCUCAGAAGACACAGAGCAGUCCUGAGGAAGCCCCGGGGAAAUUCGUCACGUCACGUCACGCGGAGACUUUAAGAUGACAACUUACGUGGAGUAAACUAUUCCUGUCCUCACUGCUUUCAUGCUGUGCUCUUAUCAUUUAAGAAUUUCUCCCUUUGGUAAUUAUUUUAUUUUGAGUGGCAAAAUAAAAAAUA